AUGGGCAGCAAAAUUAGUAUAGAUAAAUAUGUAUCUUAGCUUGAUGAUAUUCUUCAGCUUAAUCCCAAAAAAUUAGAGCAAGUUAAUUUAGAAUCUAAAAUACCAGAAAGCAUUACACAAAAUAUUAAAAUAUGGAGAUUUUAUGAAGAGGAAAGCAAAAUACUUAACUCAGCUAUUUCGUUAUAAAAUUUGCAAAACUCGAAUUUCACGUUCUUAUCUAAAGAAUGUUACGUAGUCCUAGUAGUCUACAGACGCUCAAAAGACUAAGAUAAAAAUACUUUCGUGAGCUUCCCUCACUCAAUGUGGGGUAUUGUUGAAUCUUAUAAUAACUUAACUCCUAGAGGCCUGGAAUAUCCACUCUCAACAAGCGAGCUAAAUUUGGAAAUCCUUGAUAGCUUCUUACUUCCUAACUAUAAAAAAGAAAAAAUCUCAGUAAACUUUGAGCACAUGAUUUUUGUUUGGAAUGGCAAAACUUCAAAUCCUCUCAUAAAAUCAUUAGCUCUAUCAUCAGCUUAUGAUUUAGAAUCUCUUAUUGAAAAGGGAAGAGAAAAUAUACUUUAGAUUUUUUUUGAAGGAGGAGUAAUUUUGAAAGAUAAGCUAAAAAACGGCAAAGUAAUUUAGCUAAAUAGUACAUCAAAUAGACCUCAUAACAAAGAAUUGGAAUAGGAAAUUAGCAAAAUGAGUUAGACUAUUUUUCUUUUCAAAUUUUUGUUCCCUUUAAAUUCUUUUAGAGGAAAUACAACACCUUAGGUUGCAGGAGCAGGUUGUUAAUAGCAAGACAAUUAAAUGAAUUAGAAUAACUUAAAUUAUAUACAAAAUGGGUAAAAUUAGCAAAAUGGCUAAGAGAAUAAUAAUUAGAUGAAUAUAAAUAGCUAAAACAACUUUAACUCUAACAGCAAUGGUGCAGAAAACGGAACUCAAUAAGAAAACGAAUUCUAACAAGAUGAUGUAAAUUAAUAGUAAUUUUAUUCUUCCUCUAGUGUAGAUUCAAACACAACUGCUGCAUCAGAAACUCACUAUCUUAAAUUCUUCAAGAAACAAUUCUGUGAAUAAAGCAGUUCUUUCAAUUACAUCAACAACUUUAUAAGGAUUCCUCCUUCAUCUAAAAAAACUGGCUAAUCCAAAAAAAUUCAAGAUGCAAAACUAGCAGGUUUUGAUUAGAUCAACAGCAACAACAGCAACGAAUAUCAAUUUAUAUAACAGCAGUAACAAUUUUAGCCUGGAAUGUAUUAAAAUUAAGAGUAGUUCAUGCCUUAGAAUGGGUAUGCCUAGCCAGAUGAUGAUUUCAUGUAAAGAUAGGAAAAUAAUAUUAAUUACAAUUUAAAUGGAUAAGAAUAAAAUAAUUAUGAAGGAUAUCAAUAAUCUCCUCCAGUGAUUUAAAAUAAUGCUAUUCCUCCUUUCAAUAAUAUAAAUAACCUAAUGGGAAAGAAAGGAUUCAAAAUAAACCUGACAAAUUUAAAUAAAAACAAUAAUUAAGCACCAAAUAUUAUAAAUAAUAACAACAACAAUAGUGAUUGUAAUGGAUAUAACUAAAAUUUCAACAACCACUUUUAAAAGACAAACUAAUAGGUUUAAUAAUUUGAGUAAGAAUAGAAUCAUAAUAAUAUAGAUGGAUAUUAAUAUGGAGAUCCAAAUUAAAUGGGUGAAGAGGAAGAAUUAGAUAAUGUUUAAACUGUAGAUAUCGAUUGGAACAUAAAGCAUGGCAACAUAGACGAAGAUCCUUAAGAGAAAGCAUAGAAUUUUUAUAAACCUAAUUUUGGGGGAGAAAAUAAUCAAAAUAAUUUCGUUUUAAAUUUACCCGUUCAGAAUGACGCAGAUAAUUUUCAUUAAAAUUACGGAAGAGACUCGGGAAGUGAAGAUCAGAACAGUUCAAAUAAUAAUGAUUCUGAAGAAAUGCAGGAUUAAGUUCCUAAUAACUACAAUAAUUCAUAUGGAUUUAAAAUUAAUAAUGCAAAUGCUCAGCUAGGAUAGGGAUAGCCAUUACCAAGUCAUCGUGGAUCAUCUGGUCCAAAUCCAACUAGUAGUUCUAUAAUGGCAGAAUUGAUGAAAAAAAAUUAGCUUCCAGGAAUUAAGCUUGGUAAAAUAAAUGGCUAAAAUAAUUUUGCAGAAUCAUAAAUAGCAAACCACUAAAAAGACGAAAAUGAGUGGGAUAAUAGAGAGGAAUUCUAUGACGAAUCAAAUUUCUAAGCUUUUUUAGAAAAUGAGCAAGAUGGAGUAAAAAUAGACACAACCAAAUUGAUCAAAAUAUUUGCAAAAAUAUGCAGCGAGAUUACUCCUAAUUUUUUGUACGUAAGUGGCGAGGAAGUUGCUAACAAUAAAUAAAAACUUAAGUAAAACGGGAUAACACAUAUCAUCAACUGUGCAGGUGAUGUAUGCAAAAAUACAUUUCCAGAAGAUUUUGUUUACAAAACUUACAGAUUAAAAGAUGCUAAAACUGAAAAUAUUGAGUGCAUAUUUUAUGACACCAUCAAAUUUAUAGAAGACGUAUCUCAGUAAGGUGGUAGAGUCUUUAUUCAUUGCGUCUAAGGUAUUUCAAGAUCUGUUACACUUUGCAUAGCUUACAAAAUAUGGAAGGAAGCAGGAAAAUUAUCAUUCUAAGAUGCUUUAAAAUAAGUUAAAGAGAAAAGGCAUGUUGCUUCUCCAAAUCAAGGUUUCUUAGUUCAACUGAUAAACUUUCAUAAAAGAUUAUACGCCCCUUACGAUAGCAUCAGCGUAAAGCCAAGAGUGUGGUGCGUUUGUAGUCACUAAGUUGAAGAGCCACAGUAAAUAGUUGCAAAAAUGCUUCUUGAGGGACUCUACUCAAGCAAUAAAUAAGAUCCUAAAGAUCCUAACAACAAACUAGACCCUAGAGGUGUAUUUAUCAUUCAAGCACCUGAAAAAAUGUAUAUUUGGGUAGGUAAUGAGAUUCCUCCCGAAAGACAACAAAUAUAUCAAGAUUAUUCGCUGCGAUAUAUAGAAAAUUUAAGAUAAUAUGAGCAUGCUCCUUAGGAAUUGGAAAUAGUUAAAUAGGGCGAUGAAAGCGAGGAGUUCUGGCAGAUGUGGUUCCCUUAGAAGCCUCUGAAUGCUUAUUCAUAAAAUAGAGAAUGGAAUAAUUGGUUUUUGGACAUUACAAAAUCAUCUGAUAAUUACAAGUAAAUCAACUAUUACGAUGAUGACGAAGACGAAGACGACAAAAGAGAAGGAGUCUACGGACAAAAUAAUAAAUAAAAGCCAAAGUUGUUCAUUUAUCCUGAAAAGGACCCAUUAAAUGUGUUCGAUCUAGAAGACUUGAUGGACGACAGCUUGUGUAUUUUAUGCAAGCAGUAAGACGAUUAAAUAAAAAUUCACAUAUGGAGAGGAUCUCAAUUCACCCAGCCUGAUGAAGUAGAAAAAGAUUAUCUUGACCAAAUCAUAUAAGAUCAUUAUCCGAAUCACAUAAACAAUAUUUUGCUAUACAAAGAAAUACUUCACUAGGAGUCUGAAGAAUUCAAUGAAUGCUUCUAUUAAAAUUGA
Molecule: messenger RNA, 3492 nt
Organism: Tetrahymena thermophila SB210
Lineage: Eukaryota; Ciliophora; Oligohymenophorea; Hymenostomatida; Tetrahymenidae
Product: dual specificity phosphatase domain protein
Exons: 15
Biological process (GO): protein dephosphorylation
Molecular function (GO): protein tyrosine/serine/threonine phosphatase activity
Source: RefSeq, a predicted model, not a curated record